AUGGCGAUCUUGAUCUAUCUUUUCUGGUUUUCUUUCCUCACAUUCUUCUCCUUUAUCUUUCUUAAAAAGAACAGAAACCCUAAAUCGAAAUUGCAACCUCCUCCGGGCCCUCCGAGUUUUCCGAUCAUCGGAAACUUGCACCUGCUCCAGGGAUUGCCUUACAGAUGCUUUCACCAGCUCUCGCUCAAGUAUGGUCCCGUGAUGCUUCUCCGUCUAGGGUUUGUCCCAACGGUUGUGGUCUCCUCCCGAGAAGCAGCCGAAGAAGUUCUCAAGACGAAUGAUCUUGAGACAUGUAGCCGACCAACGUUCGCAGGGCCAGACAAACUAUUGAAUGGCAGUAUAGACAUCACUUUUGCACAGUACAAUGAGUCGUGGAAAGAGAAUCGUAAAGUCGCAAUGAUGGAGCUUUUAAACAUUAAGAAGGUACAAUCUUUCCGCUACAUCAGAGAAGAGGAGAUGGAUUUCUUGGUGAAGAAAGUAUCGGAAUCGGCUUUGCAACAAUCUCCUGUGGAUCUAACCAAAACCUUUUUCUUCAUCACCGCAAGCAUCAUGUGCAGAUCAGCUUUAGGACAAAACUUGCACGAGAGGGAGGACAAGAUCGAAGAACUCGUUAUUGAGACCGCUUUAACUUUAGAUUGUUUUCGUUUUUCGGACUCUUUUCCUUGCAGACUAGGAUGGUUCCUAGACUGGUUGUUUCAAAUGAACAAGAGGCUAAACAAAGUGUGUAAGAAGCUUGAUGCUUUUUGCCAGCUAGUGAUCGACGAGCACUUGAAGCCAGAUGGAAAGAAAACUAGAGAUCCUCCUGCACAUAUUGUUGCCGGAUUGUUCAACAUGAUCGAGAAGCAUGGUCAUCGAGAUUCUUCCAAACGCAAUAUGGAUCAAAUCAAGGCCGUACUCGUGGUCAAACCUUAUAUCAUUAUCUACGAUUUAUUUCUUGGAGGAAUAGAUAACGGUGCCAUAACCUUGAUUUGGGUGAUGGCGGAGCUCAUGAGAAACCCUAGAGUGAUGAGAAAGGCACAAGAUGAGAUCCGAACCAUCCUAGGGAGCAAGAGGGAGAGAAUCACCGAAGAAGACAUAGACAAAGUUGAAUACGUGAAGCUCAUAAUCAAAGAAUCAUUCAGACUACAUCCACCACUUCCACUUUUGGUUAGAAAAACUAGGUCUCACGUCAAGAUCCAAGGCUACGACAUUCCACCAGAUACAAGCAUCAUGAUUAAUAUAUGGAAGAUCGCACGAGAUCCCAAGCAUUGGGAAAGCCCUGAAGAUUUCAUUCCCGAACGGUUCAUCGACAGUUCUAUAUAUUACAAAGGACAAAACUUUGAGCUCUUGCCUUUUGGUUCUGGUCGGAGGAUCUGUCCAGGAAUUGCAAUGGCUAUUCCUAUCUUAGAAUUGGGACUCUUGAAUCUGCUUUACUUUUUCGAUUGGAGAUUGCCAGAUGGGAUGAUCGAUCAAGGCGUUGAUAUGGAAGAAAACGGCACUAUCUCUGUUGGCAAGAAACGACCUCUCCUCCUUGUGCCAAGAAUUUGGACCAUUAUCCAAGGCUAUGAUGUUCCCGCCAAAACCCAGAUCUUUAUCAACGCUUACGCGAUUGCACGCGAUCCAAAAUACUGGGAAAAACCGGAUGAGUUUAACCCGGACAGGUUUCUGGACUGUUCCAUAGAUUACAAAGGACUAAAAUUUGAGCUUAUACCGUUUGGUUCCGGUAGGAGAAUCUGUCCAGGGAUGGCGACGGCGAUCUCCAUUAUGGAACUGGGUUUGUUGAAUUUGCUUUACUUCUUCGACUGGGGUUUGCCGGAGAAGGACGAAGGUGAAGAGAUCCUCACCGGAAAUGAAGAUGCUCUUUAA
Messenger RNA from Microthlaspi erraticum, 1845 nucleotides. The record is from the annotation of a GenBank genome assembly. NCBI's taxonomy places the organism in Eukaryota, Viridiplantae, Streptophyta, Magnoliopsida, Brassicales, Brassicaceae.